AUGUCGACGGCCACGCCAGCAUCACCCUCGGUGGUUCGCAACCAGUCGACCCGGAGAGCGCCCCCUCAUGCCAGUCCUGCUGAUCGCCCCCAUCGCUCGCAGAGCACCACAUCACGGCCCAGCACACAAUCGCACGCCCGCCAGCAGCAGGGCCUCAACAACGUCGCCGCCCGAGACUGGGAGCAGACCAACGUCGCAAACGAGGGCGUCCGUCGCAGCGAGUCCAGAGACCGUCCCGCCCCUACACCCGCCCGCACCGAGUCGAGCAGGAGGAGCCACGCGCGGUAUGCAUCAGACGCGUCCACCGUGUCCGCCAUGCCUGCCAACGGAGUAGCCGCGGCACAGCCCGCCAGCACAAAGCGGAGGACCACCAUCACCGCGCCGAGCACAGGAACAUGGACGCUGGGAAAGACAAUUGGCGCCGGCAGCAUGGGCAAGGUCAAGCUGGCGAAGCACUUGGAGACUGGCGAGCAGAGGCUGCAUGGCACCUUUGGAGCGACAGAGAGUCAGAAGCUUCACUUCGACAACAAUGCUAACUCGACGCAGGUGGCCGUCAAGAUCAUACCCCGAUUUUCGCAGGACCAGCACCAGAGCGCCGCCGACCGCGAACGUGCCGACCACUCCAAAGAAGUACGAACCGCUCGAGAGGCUGCCAUUGUCAGCUUGCUCAACCACCCCUACAUCUGUGGCAUGAGGGACGUGGUGCGAACGAAUUACCACUGGUACAUGCUGUUCGAGUUUGUGAACGGCGGCCAAAUGCUGGACUACAUCAUCUCGCACGGCCGGCUGAAGGAGAAGCAAGCUCGCAAGUUUGCACGCCAAAUCGCGAGUGCUCUAGACUAUUGCCAUCGCAACAGCAUUGUCCAUCGUGAUUUGAAGAUUGAGAACAUCCUGAUCAGCAAGACUGGCGACAUCAAGAUCAUCGACUUCGGAUUGAGCAACCUGUUUUCGCCUAGGAGCCAGCUGAAGACCUUCUGCGGAAGUCUCUACUUUGCUGCGCCUGAACUGCUACAGGCAAAGCAAUACACUGGGCCCGAGGUCGAUGUCUGGAGUUUUGGCAUCGUUCUUUACGUGCUGGUCUGUGGGAAAGUGCCUUUCGAUGACCAGAGCAUGCCACAACUGCACGCGAAGAUCAAGAAAGGAAUGCUGCAAACCGACCCUACCCAGCGCUUGACUUUGACAGAGAUCAUGAACCAUCCAUGGAUAACGAAGGGCUUCAAUAGCCCACCCGAGAAUUACCUGCCUCAGCGUGAACCUGUCCAGCUGCCCCUGGACAUGGAGAUUGUCGAGAAGAUGAACGGCUUCGAUUUCGGCACAGUAGAGUACAUCUCUGCCCAGCUAACCAAUGUUCUCCAGUCUGACGAGUAUCAACGAGCUGUACGAUUAGCAGCUCGGAGAACCACCGCACACACACCUGACACUGAAAAGAAACGGGGCAUGUUUGACUUCUACAAGAGACGCAACUCAAUUUCUAGCAGAGAACAGUUGACAGCGUCUUCAUCAGAGGACAUCCAGCGUGGUCUCGACCCAGUCAACGCAUACAGCCCUCUUCUGUCGGUCUACUUCCUCGUCAAAGAGAAGCGAGACCGCGAAUUACAAGAGGCAAAUCCAGGAGCUGUCGCCGUGCCGGUGAGCCCGGGCGAAAAGCCGCUGAAGAUGCCGGAUCUGCCAGCCCCACCAGCGGCGUACACCAACACGUCUACUUUCGAGAUGGCGGGUGAGAAGCCCACUGGUGGACGAUCGCGACCUCGAGCGCGAACACACGGCGAAGACGAAGUGACAGAUAGCCUGAAGAAGAUCGACCUCAAUAAGCCACCGGGCUCGGUGUCUCCAGCGGUUCUUUCACCGCAAGUUGAGCAUCCGAAGAAAGAAGGCGCAGCUGCUGGCCUGCUGCGACGUUUCAGCACUCGAAAACACCGGGGCCAUGAUCGAUCAGAACACCCACCUCCACCAGCCGUUGCAGUGUCUGGGCCGCCAGAGCCAGCUACAGUUCCCAGGAAAAGCUUCAGUAUUCGGAGACCAAGGGAGAGGGACACCGGAUCGUCUCCACAUUUGCAAGCGGGCGCUACCAACCAGCCAGAGCUUCUUUCGCCACCACACAGCAGCAAUAGCGCUGCUCGCAAGUUCAAAUCCCUUGGUCGCUCUACGAGUGUCAAUUCAGCAGAUCUGAGGAGGCGUCUCAGUCGACGGGGGCGUUCAUCGGAGGACCCAGGGAAUCCACCGCCCACAAGCGGAUCCGAUAGGUCCGACCUCAGUGCGCAGAAAGGGAGGACACUAAACGAUGCUGCUUCGGACGAUCUGUCCGCAAGUUCGCGGCCAGUGACAGCCUCACGCGCAAAGUCGCUUGGACAUGCACGGAGAGAGAGCAUCCAAGCCCGCAGAGCUCGCAGAGAGCAUGCCAAGGAAGCCAACGUUCCCGAGGAAACCGAUGCAGAGCUUGCACAAGCACAGGUAGAGGCCAAUCGCAGCCCAGAAGUGAAGCCUGUCUUGUUGAAAGGUCUGUUCAGUGUCUCGACGACCAGCAGCAAGCCUUUGUCCUACAUUCAAAGCGACAUCAUUAGAGUGUUGGAUCGGCUCGGCAUUCAGUGGGAAGAGACCAAAGGCGGGUUCAGCUGUCGACAUACCCCAAGCAUCGACCUCCACCAGAGUGUCGAUUCACCAGCCUCUCCACCAAGCGGAAGCCGAAGGAGAAUCAGCUUCGGCGGUUUCAGAGGAGCUGAAAAAGACCGUGACGAAUUCCGAGAUCAAAACCGCGUUCCCCAUACUCCAAAAUCCCGGCAGCGCCCGUCUGCUGCAGACCGUAGCUACACGAAUACCGACGAGUCAGAUGCAAGCGACGAUCGGGACGACAGGCGGCCACGGUCUGGUCGUCCAGUAGCAGCUGGCGAAACAACAACACACGUUCAAAACGACAUGGGUGGAAAUAUGUACCUAGACUUCGAUAUUCUAAUUGUCAAAGUACCGCUGUUCUCGCUACACGGUAUUCAGUUCAAGAAGGUGGAUGGAGGGACAUGGCAAUACAAGAACAUGGCCCAGGCUAUCCUGCAGGAACUUCGGCUGUAG
This is a messenger RNA of Parastagonospora nodorum SN15, 3063 nucleotides long. RefSeq lists its product as hypothetical. The coding region runs from base 1 to 3063 and encodes 1020 amino acids. The transcript is spliced from 3 exons. Gene Ontology annotation, cellular component: cytoplasm. The record is from RefSeq and is a predicted model, not a curated record. Gene Ontology annotation, molecular function: tau-protein kinase activity; ATP binding; protein serine/threonine kinase activity. NCBI's taxonomy places the organism in Eukaryota, Fungi, Ascomycota, Dothideomycetes, Pleosporales, Phaeosphaeriaceae. Gene Ontology annotation, biological process: protein phosphorylation; microtubule cytoskeleton organization; intracellular signal transduction.